AUGGAGAGACUCUGUGUUCUGACUUCCUGUUUGUUGCUGACAGUCGGAGCGUCGACGGCCGGGACAGGUAAGAGCUGCAACACCUGUCCCCACAAAUCAAUAAUCAAUAAUACAACAAUACACAGCUGUGGUAUAUUUACAUACAUAUACAGAGGUGACACCAUGAAGUCGACACACACACCUGAUUGGUUCAUCCUUAGAUUUAGUCACUAUAACAACAGGAAGUAACAACAGGAAGUCCUCAGAGAAAGAAAACAGACGACAAAUCAGGGAUGAGAGGAGAGAGAGAGAAAAACAACUACAUGUGACUGACAGAAGUACAGAUUAAAGUACUCUGACAGAAGUACACAUUAAAGUACUCUGACAGAAGUACACAUUAAAGUACUCUGACAUAAGGACAUAAUAGUAUAUUUUGACAAAAGUACAUAUUAGUAUUUCAGUUAAAGACACAGUCAGUGACUCUCUAUCUGUUCUCAGCAGGUUUUUUUUCCUUAUUUCCUUAUUGAUAAAUUUUAUGAUGGUUUGAACAGGAACUCUUUACUUUAUUAUUAUUAUUAUAAUUUUAUCAUCAGUUAAUUAUUAAUUAAGAAUCGGUUCCUGUCAGGAGUCCUCAGAGGGAUCGUUUUAAUCAUUUUAACCACUUUAAGGACAUUACUGAGGGAUAAAGUCAGACGUUCACUUUAGUUUACUCUCCUCAGACUUUAGUUAAUAGUUUAUUUUUGCUGCUCAAAGUUUUAUUUCUGAAUGAGAUGAGAACUGUUUCAAAACUCACAAACACCUCCACUAACACUAACAACACGUCCAGGACAGGAUCAGUUAAAACCACAGGGGGGCGCCAGAGCAAACGUAAAGCAGGCCUGGUUGACCUUUGACCUCCGUGUGUUUGUGUCUCAGACGCUGUGAAGCCCAUCCAGCGUCCGCUGCCUCAGUGGCUCACCGGACUCAUCGCCGUGGCCGGAUUCCUCUUCCUCACCUUCGUGGUCGUCCUGGUGAAGAAGGCGUGGUGCGACAAACCUGACAGGUCAGAAGGGGGCGGAGCUUCAUUUCAUUUUUUAAAAUUCUCUUCAGAUUUUUUUCACCCACCAUGGUAAACCAAAACGUUAAUUUCAGACGAAGAAGUUUGAUGGAAAACAGGAGGAGUCCCACCUCUGAAAUAUGAGCUUUUAUAAAAAACAGACCCUGUAUACAUAUAUACACAUAUAUAUAUAUAUAUAUACAUGUAUAUAUACAUGUAUAUAUAUAUAUAUAUAUAUAUAUAUAUAUAUAUAUAUAUAUAUAUAUAUAUAUAUAUAUAUAUAUAUAUAUAUAUAUAUAUAUAUAUAUAUAUAUAUAUACACAUAUAUAUAUAUAUAUAUAUAUGUAUAUAUAUAUAUAUAUAUAUAUAUAUAUAUAUUUUUUUUUUAUGUAUGUUGUUUCAGUCAGACCGAGUCUCUCUGGUUUUAAAAUGAGACUUGAUUUUAACCAGUCCUCCUCCUCUUUUUUAUUUUAUCUGACAAAGUGCUGAUGGAGCGUUUCAGCACAGACUCAUCAAACCGGGUUCAUGUCGGCGUUUUCUUCGUUUCCUGCAGAAACUCGUUCAUCUAAUUUAAACAAAUGAGAAAGUGUUAAUUUACCGUCUGUGCAGGAGGGAGAGUUCGGCUGAGGGGGCGAGAGGAAACGACACGGUGAUGACUGAAGAAAACUCCUAUGAGACCACUCUGGACCUGAGCAGGUACCACAGACCUCUGGAUCAGAAUCAGAACUUUUUAUAUUGAUGGUUCCAGUCUGACACUGGUGUGUGGAAAAACAAACAUGAAGUGAAGGAGAGUAGAAAGGCUUCGUAUUUGUCUCCAUCUCUGUUCUCCUUCCAUGAGUCUCGGUUUGUUCUUCCCCGUGAUCGUCCUUCAGCGCCAUCCCUGACCCGAUCUCUCAGUGACAGGGUCUGAAUGGGGUCUGAACGGGGUCUGAACGGGGUCUGAACGGGGUCUGAACCCAGCUCUCCUCAUGUGGUUUUCCUCUGACUCUUUCUGCAGGAGAAACGCCUCCAAGGAUUCAGAGAGAGACCAGACCUAUGAGACCACUCUGGACCUGGUCAGGUACGAACUACAGAUCUGAGUUUAGACCUCACAGAGAUUCAGGACUCUGAAUUUUAUCGAUCAGAGAAACUGAACAGAAAACAAACAAACAAACACAUUUUCAGAUUUUUCUUUCUGUUAAAAAUAUGAACUAAAAGAAUAAAUAAAAACAGUGACGCUUGUUUUUCUGAUAUUCUGUCCUGAAACUGAUGAUUGAAGUCUUUUUAUUGAAACGAUAUCUCAGCGUCUCUGAACAUUUGCUGUUUUUGUCUGUUAGGAACAAGGAUGAAGUGAACGCUCACUAUAACCAGGGCUUUGACAUCUCUGAAGAGAAGGUGACCUCCAUGUGA
Xyrichtys novacula (pearly razorfish) is the source of this 2404-nucleotide messenger RNA. Lineage: Eukaryota; Metazoa; Chordata; Actinopteri; Labriformes; Labridae. The record is from the annotation of a GenBank genome assembly.